Spinacia oleracea (spinach) is the source of this 968-nucleotide messenger RNA. RefSeq lists its product as uncharacterized. Lineage: Eukaryota; Viridiplantae; Streptophyta; Magnoliopsida; Caryophyllales; Amaranthaceae. Gene Ontology annotation, biological process: defense response to other organism. The record is from RefSeq and is a predicted model, not a curated record. Bases 115 to 765 code for a protein of 216 amino acids. The transcript is spliced from 3 exons.
GUAAAGGUAGACGCAAAUUAAACCGCCCUCCACGGUGGGGCAAAGCCCGUAAAACUUGAAAUUACGGACUACAAACCAAACAACAAACCCAGCCAAACCCUUUCCACAAGAAAAAUGACCUCGAAACCCGAAACUACCAUCUACACUCCCCUACCAUCCGACCCUAACUCGCCACCUACCACCGUCCACACCUACGUCCUUUUACCUUUCUACCCUCACACGCGCCACCCCUUGCUCCGACACCUCCGUCGCAGCAUCCUCUCACUCUCUCUCCUCCUCCUCCUCUCUCUCACCAUCUUCCUCCUUUUCCCUUCCGACCCGCAACUCAAACUCGUCCGACUCAGACUCAACCACAUCAAAGUCAACUCGGAUCAUCAUCUCUCUCUUGACCUUUCUCUCUCCCUUACCCUCAAAGUUCGCAACCCCGAUUUCUUCUCCGUAAAAUACGACGCUCUUGAUGUGUCGAUCGCGUAUCGAGGGAAGAAGUUAGGGUUUGUGGAUUCCGAUGGCGGGAGAAUCAAAGCGAGAGGAUCGUCGUAUGUGAAUGCGACGCUUCUAGUUGACGGAUUUGAAGUUUUGCACGAUUUUUUCUACUUGAUUGAAGAUGUUGCUGCUGGUAAAGUUCCGUUUGAUACUGUUUCCACCAUCAAAGGAGAAUUUGGCCUCUUUUUCCUCAAAAUUCCAAUCCGGGCUAAAAUGUCAUGUGAGAUAGAUGUAAAUCCAAAAGACCAGACGAUUGUUCAUCAAAAUUGCUAUCCUCAGUGACAUAGGUGGGUAACUGGGUAUACAAGAAGCUGCAAUAUUCAAUCAGUUGAUGGAGAUGCUGCUUGCUCGAUCUUCUUGAGGUGUAUAUUAUACGAAGUAAUAAUUAUUAUUGUACAGGGGAUUUAUUCAUGUACAUUAUUAUUAAGUAAUUAGUUUCUAAUAACAUCUUAUUCAUUCACUGAGAAAUCUACAUGCUUUCUACA